This is a messenger RNA of Beauveria bassiana ARSEF 2860, 1473 nucleotides long. RefSeq lists its product as uncharacterized. NCBI's taxonomy places the organism in Eukaryota, Fungi, Ascomycota, Sordariomycetes, Hypocreales, Cordycipitaceae. Bases 1 to 1473 code for a protein of 490 amino acids. The record is from RefSeq and is a predicted model, not a curated record. The transcript is spliced from 3 exons.
AUGCAACUCAAGGCCAUCCUAACAGCCCUCGUGGGCGCGGCCAUGGUUGUCGACGCCGCUGAGAUGCGCCGCUCUCCAUUCCGCGCCGCCCUCGAGCGUCGUCAGAACCGCAACGGCGGUCAGCGACAGGGCGGCCAAAAUGGCAACAACGGUGGUGGUAACGGUGGCAACAAUGGCAACGGCAACAAUGGCAACGGCAACAAUGGCAACGGCAACAACCGCGGCGACAAUGGCAAUAACGGUGGUAAUGGCAAUCUUCAGCUGGACCCCAAAGUUUUGCAAAAAGGUUCCUUCUUCGAUGGCGACAACCCUGGCUCCGAUGAACAAGCUGCUUCUGCGGUUUCCAACAACAACUUUAUCAACUUUUGCCAGGGAAAGACCUUGACCAACGGUGCUCAGGUCCGCCAAGGAUCUUGCAACGGUAUAGUCAUGGGCAAUAUUCCCGCUGUCGAAAAGAUGGUCUCUAGUGUCUUUGUUCAACCCCAGAAUGGCGACAACCUCCCUCCCAAGCAGGAAUUCGACAUCCAGGUGCAAAUGGCGAACUUUGCGCCCGGCACCUUCACUAACGCUACUAGCAAUUACUACUCGGCGCCUCAAGAUACCAACGGGCAGGGCUUCAUCAUUGGCCACACCCACGUCACUGUCCAGGACACGGGUCGCGGUCUCAACCCCCAGCAGCCUCUGAACCCCCAGGAGUUUGUCUUUUUCAAGGGCAUCAACGACGCCGGCAACGGUCAGGGUUUACUCUCGGCCAAGGUCGCCGGCGGUCUCCCUCCUGGCAACUACCGUCUGUGCAGCAUGGCUUCUGCUGCCAAUCAUCAGCCCGUCCUUAUGCCCAUCGCCCAGCGCGGUGCUCAAGAUGACUGCGUUCGCUUCACCGUCGGUGGCGGCGGCAAUGGCGGUAACAACAACAACAACAACAACAACGGCGGUGGUAACAACAACAACAACGGCGGUGGUAACAACAACAACAAUGGCGGUGGUAACAACAAAGGCGGUGGUAACAACAACAAUGGCGGUGGUAACAACAACAACGGCCAGAAUCGCAACGGUCAGAAUGGUAACGUCCAGCAAGGCGGAGGCCGAGGUGGUCUGCAGAACAAUGGUCAAGUCAACGACGGCCUGAACGGUCUGUUCCCAGGUGCCGACAGUCUGUUCCCAGGUGCCAACGGGGUGUUUCAAGGUGGAAAGGGCGGACGAAGAGGCCAAGCUGGACAGCGCGGCCUAGGCGGUGCCAGCCAGUCGGCAGCCGUCGGCGGCGUGGCCGCCGCCGAGGUUGUCCAGACCAACGACCCGGACCGCCCCUUUUCCACGCUGGGCAAUAGCUUCACCACCCAGGGCGACGCCGUGCAGCGCUCGUGCGAUGCGCAGCGCGCAGCUUGCCAGGAGGCUGUCCAGUCGGGCACCGCUGAGGGUGCCGACGCUUCCGCGUGCGACGCGCAGUUAGCCCAGUGCAUCUCUGACCUGUCAUAG